Messenger RNA from Musa acuminata AAA Group (dessert banana), 1478 nucleotides. Its product is annotated as transcription factor MYB44. NCBI's taxonomy places the organism in Eukaryota, Viridiplantae, Streptophyta, Magnoliopsida, Zingiberales, Musaceae. The coding region runs from base 29 to 1267 and encodes 412 amino acids. The transcript has 2 exons. Gene Ontology annotation, biological process: regulation of DNA-templated transcription. Gene Ontology annotation, cellular component: nucleus. Gene Ontology annotation, molecular function: RNA polymerase II cis-regulatory region sequence-specific DNA binding; DNA-binding transcription factor activity, RNA polymerase II-specific. The record is from RefSeq and is a predicted model, not a curated record.
GCCCGCGUGGAAGAGGCCGGUGCGCCCAAUGGCCGACGACCGCUGUCUUCACCCGGCUGCUGCCGGUCAAACCACUUCCCUUCCUACACUUUUCCUUCCUAUAUACAGCCGACCACCUGCAGUCUCCCCUCUGCGCUCCACCGUCUCUAUCCCGUCGAACGCGAGAACAGUAGAUAAAAUCGGGAGCAGAAGCAAGGAUUUGGGUCGGAUCAAGGGACCCUGGAGCCCGGAGGAGGACGAGGCGCUUCGGAAGCUGGUGCAGCGCAACGGGCCAAGGAACUGGUCGCUUAUAAGCAAGUCGAUCCCGGGGAGGUCGGGGAAGUCGUGCCGGCUCAGGUGGUGCAACCAGCUGUCGCCGCAGGUGGAGCACCGCCCCUUCACGCCGGAGGAGGAUGAGACCAUCAUCCGCGCCCACCGUCACUUCGGCAACAGGUGGGCCACCAUCGCUCGCCUCCUCUCGGGCCGGACCGACAACGCCGUCAAGAACCACUGGAACUCCACCCUCAAACGCAGGUAUUCGGCCUCCGCUACUGCCGUCGACGGCGGUUUCGUCGUGGCAGCCGAUCGGGAGGUCGUGUCGGCGCGGCCUCUUUUAAGAACAAGCAGCGACGGACUGGUCCUCUCUUCGGGCGGUGCGGUACUCUGCUUGAACUCCGAAAGCCCAUCGGGAUCAGAUGUCAGCGAUUCUAGCCACCACAGUCUUCCCAUGAUCUCUCCGGUCUCCACCGCUUCUCACGUCUAUAGACCGGUGCCGAGAACAGGAGGUGUGGUACUCCCUUCAUCAUCUGCUCCCAACCAUCAUCUGACGGAGCCCUCUAUCGCAGCCACAGCCACAUCCCCUUCCCCAAUUACCAUAAAACAUCCGUUGACUUCUCUAAGCCUCUCUCUCCCGGGAUCCGAUCCGAAGGAUACUUCCGAUGGCCACCACAGCGCCGAUAAUGACUACAGCAACCACAAGCAGCUCGAGCUUCUGCCGUCCGUGCCGACGCCCCUGCAGGCGCGGUUGCCGUCUCCGACGACGAGAUACGCGGACGCCACUGGUGCCGCUACAUCGUCUGAUGAGGACGAACGACGGUGGCAUGCGCCGUUUCCCUUCGAUGCGGAGUUCCUGACGGUGAUGCAGGAGAUGAUCCGCGAGGAGGUGCGGAGCUACAUGUCGAGCUUGGAGAAGAGCGGUAUGACGUGCGCGCAGUUUCCGCUGGCGUCGGAUAACGUCCGUAAUACCGUCAUCAGACGGAUCGGCGUCAAUGUCACGAGGAUGGAGUAGAUUAUGAGCUUUUAAAUCGAAGGAAAAGACGACAAUGUUCAAAGUCCAUCGGGGAAAGAAGUAGAAGAUGGAAAAGAACUAUAUGAUGUUUCUCUGCAAUGAAAUGAGUGGGCGAAAUGCAAGAGAUCCAGUUAGUGCAAAUGAAAGAAGGUGAAAAUAUUCCUUUCAAUUUUUAUGCACAUAGUUUGGCUUACUCCGGAAUAUUUUCGCA